UGUCACUUUACUAUUCACGAUUCUCGAAGCUUGAUUCAAGCCAAUAUAAUCAAAGUGGUGCUGUUUAUUCGCGCAAUGAGUGAUAUUCCAGAAUCGUCGCCCUACGAUGACGAAAUCGCCUCAAAAUUGAAGUAUAUGAUUCAAAAUAUAAAAGACACUGCCUGUCGAAUGGGAAUACAUGAUAGAAAUUCAAUAGUACCAACCAAAGCUGUGUUGUUGAUGGAUCCAGGAUCAGGAGUCAAGAUGCGUGAUUGUUCGCAAAUGCAUUUGAGUAAAGUGUUCCUGUAUAAAUUGUCUAAAGUGACCAAGAUAAGCGUAGCUACUCUCGAAUGCCUUAUGCCAUCGUUCGAUUUGCGGGGCUAUCUACAAAGCGAUAGACUAUGCUCACACUUUGUUACCUACGCCUCAUUAAUACAGAAGUUCCUUCAGGCCGAAGCAUACGUCACCCAAAUCGGGUCUAAAUAUUUAUUUGAUCGUCAACUUCUGACCUCCGACUGGCACUGAUUCUUUUUAAUAAUGGGACUCAAUGGACGUUUGAAUGGUCGUGUAUUGUUAGUCAUUCCAUGGUUUUCUCAAACGAAAGCUUAAUCACUAUUUAUCUUAACUUGGAUUUGUGAAAGGAAGACUUCAGUAAUCCUUA
This is a messenger RNA of Centruroides sculpturatus (bark scorpion), 640 nucleotides long. RefSeq lists its product as uncharacterized. The record is from RefSeq and is a predicted model, not a curated record. Bases 76 to 504 code for a protein of 142 amino acids. The transcript has 2 exons. Lineage: Eukaryota; Metazoa; Arthropoda; Arachnida; Scorpiones; Buthidae.